This is a messenger RNA of Paecilomyces variotii, 3661 nucleotides long. RefSeq lists its product as hypothetical. The transcript has a single exon. Gene Ontology annotation, biological process: protein sumoylation. NCBI's taxonomy places the organism in Eukaryota, Fungi, Ascomycota, Eurotiomycetes, Eurotiales, Thermoascaceae. The record is from RefSeq and is a predicted model, not a curated record. Gene Ontology annotation, molecular function: zinc ion binding; SUMO ligase activity. Bases 165 to 3509 code for a protein of 1114 amino acids.
GUGCCCUCACUUUCUGCUCUUCUCCCCAAGACACCGCACCACGGCGGUCAUAGAAUUAAUCGGCUUCGAUCUCGAAUUCUGCGCCACUCACUCCUCACAAGACCAUCAAUUUCCACGGUGAUCGCCUCCACUGCUGGGCGAUUCUACCAUGUACAAUCUUCAUAAUGAGUUCAAGGGAACAGCAGAAUGGCCAGACGUUUAAUACAGCAGCAGGACGGGCUUUUGAGACUUCCAACUCUACGCUGAACAAGUUUCUAGGUGGCACGCGGAAGGCCUGGAUGUCAGGAGGUGCUCCUCCUCACCACCACCCACCGACGCCAACGCGAAACAAGGUGAACAGCCAGAAUAGACCUGUGGGCGCGCCUGGACAAAUAUCAUCUCCCGCCAGCACAACGCCCGCAAAUGCCCAACGGCCGUCCAAUGGUCCUGCCGCACUACAGACCGUCAGCAGCACCAUCACGACAGACAGCACGCCCAUCUCUCCCAUCACUCCAGUCCAGAAACACUCCAACAUCCCAGUGUCGAUCAAACAGUCGCCUCCUUUUGAACCACCACUACCGGACCGUGGUCUUCCUUCCGCAGCCCGAGAUGUCGGCCAAAUCUCAGUCCUUCCGUCGCCUGAACCAAGCAAUGGUUCUCGCACGAGUCCUGCCGUUGUGGUCGACGCAGAGAGAGGCAAUAGAGAAGCGGAGUUGAUGGUGCUCCAAUCCAGACUAGGCCAGGUCGAAUCUGUCUCUGCUGUGAAUGGAAGUCAGGCGGGCAAUACAGAGAGUUUCGCGGCCACCUGUGAAGCAGAUUUGGCUGCGUCCGGCUCUGUUCAACCUCAGAGUAUGGCUAGCCUAUCGACCCAUCAGGCUGUACACAGGGAUAAGCGGCCGAGGAUCGAGACUGCUCGUUUGCCAGUAUCACAUACGGCGCCGUCCCCGGUUGGCUUGGCGGAGAACCAGACGUUUGGUGCGAGUUCUCCCUCAGCGUCUUCAGACGACAAUUUCUGGGAUUGCUAUUUGAGUGCAUUAUCUCAGCUAGAGAAAGCCUCGUGGACUUUUUCUCUAUCCGAAUCAGUGGAAUUGCCGCGGGUACGACUUCUGCAGGAGGCCUGCCGAUCAAAAGACCUGUUCUACGUAACUCUGCAUCAAGUAUUUUGUCUCCAUACAUUCGCGCUAUCAGAAUUCGCCAGGUUAACUGGCUUUUCAACCUCUCAAGCAUCCGCGCUUGAAAUCAUCAAGCAGCUUCUCCUAGACAAUAGGCGACUCUCCGGGGAUUUCCUGAAGUGGUGUGUCAACUUCCCAUUCCCAAUGUCCCGUAUGUUGCAAAAUGUGAAGUAUAGAGGUACUUUACAGCAGAUCGGACAGUCUCUAUCACUAUUGUCUGUGAAGUGGGUAUCCUUUGAGCAAGAGAUAAGAAGACGUUCAUAUCCUCCACUUAUCGAUGAGUUGGUACUGCAGUUCCAUAUCACCUCAUCCACGCUGCAGAGCGUCAUAUUUACAGCCAUAUGCCGUCGCCAUCUACAGGCAAGAGAUGAUGAUCGUCUUCGGCAAUUCCUGUCACUUUUUGAACGCAACCGAAAAUAUUAUCUGCGUCGGUUUGCAGAUCCCCAACAUCCAGUCAGCACGGAGCAUAUGCAGAAGGAAAACGAGGAUCUUAUUAGGGGAUAUCACUCGCUCUGGGUACAAUUUGCUCCCAGAAAUGAAAUCCAUCCAGCACCAAGUCAUUCGCCGGUAGCGACACAACGAGCAGGGCAGAUGGCUUCUGGAGCCGUUCCUGCGGCCCCCGCCCAUGCUACUUCUCUAGCAAGGAACAGUGUACGACCAUCACUCCAGUCACCGCCGAUACAGCAACUCCCUUCACAAUCAUAUUCUCAAAGUAUUGCUCCGUCCCAGGCGCCGCCUGCACACGGCAGACCAAAUGCGCCAGCCAAUCCUACUGGAUUGGGUCCCAAUAACCUUGUCUCUCCUAUUCAGAUGCCAGCAGGCCAGCAUAUUCCUCAGGACCUAUCUCCUACCUACUUCCCACAGCAGGGCGUUGCCUCACAAGGACAAUAUCAGAACUCGCCUCAGUUCCAGUCUCCUCACUAUAUGCCACCGGCAUAUAUUGUCCCGAGCCAGCAAAUGCCAUCACAGAUGACACGGACACCUCAGAUCGCACAACCCUCACGAGGACGAGGCCGUCCUCGUCGUGUUCCAUCACAUAUCCAAACCAGUGCACCUGUUCCUGUGGUCUCCAGUUUACCUGCCGUUAGUCCUAUGGAUAACCGGUUUAUCCCGAAUUACCCGGCCACGCAAAUGGUCCAGCGACAGCCCGCUGCGGCUCUUCCUUCUCCGCGACAAGGACCUAUCGAUCGGCAUCUGCUUCCGGCACCAGGCGCUCUUCCGCCCCCUCGUGCCCAUCCUAGCCCUCUCUACGCCUCUAUUCAUCAGUUGCACCUGCGAGAUCCAGCCAGGAGACUGGUUCAUCAAGGGCCUAACGGAGAAGAGGAAGGAGAGCUCUUCCAGUACCUGCAUUCUUUCGCCGUCAAACCAACUUGUCUAGGCCAGACGGAAAUCAUCUUUCGAUUCACGUUCGAUGUGUCCAAUGAUACCUUUAGAAAACUGCCCCAGGAUACAAGGUUUCCAGAUGGCCGGCGAGCGACAAGGGUACUAUCUAAUGGCAAUCGCCUGUAUCGCCUGCGCUGUGUUAAGGUGGCUCCUUCAUCACAGGACAUCGGUGAGAACUCGUGGGCUAUUGCUGAAUCUGUAUGGCCCAGUGUCUUUUACCUUCAUGUCAACGGCAAGGAAAUGUUCGUUCGCCGAAAAGCGCACCAUGCCAAAGAUCUACCUCUGGACAUCACGCCUAACCUGAAAGAAGGUAACAAUGAAUUUACGCUUCAUUUCUUGCGGAGUCCAGAGGAACGCGGUAACCUGGUCUAUGCUCUAGCCGUUGAGGUCUUAGAGAUAGCUGAUCUGGAACACACUAAGAAAUUGGUUCAGCCUCUUGCGGCACCUGAGUCACGCCUUCAAAUCCAGAAACGGCUUUCGGUCAGCACUGCUGACGACGAGCUGUCUGUCGUAAAUGACUACAUAGCUAUCGAAUUGGUUGAUCCAUUUAUGGCGCGGAUCUUUGAUGUACCGGCUCGCGGCAGAACUUGCAAACACCAAGAAUGCUUCGAUCUCGACGCCUUCCUCAGUACCCGUGUUUCCAAAAGCGGCAGCGAUCCUAUGAAGGAAAACUGGAAGUGUCCCAUCUGCGGAGGAGAUUGUCGUCCAUCGAAUCUUAUCAUCGAUAACUUUCUUGCUGACGUACGAGCGGAGCUGCUGCGUAGUGGCAAGUUGGAAGAGACUAGGGCCAUCCACGUCAAAGCAGACGGAACAUGGCAGCCAAAGAUUGAUCAGGACCUCAAAAUAGAAACCAGAGUCCCUGCGAAACGUAAGCUUUCGGAGAUGGGCGAUGUGACACCUCUUAGGUCCAAAAGUGAGAGCACCGGGGGCACUCCACGAGUUGCCAAAGCUGCCGAGAUUAUUGAGCUUGACUAACCACCCAGCUCCAUAUCUACUGUGCGGGCUAGAUGAGACGAGAAGUGGUCCUCGUCGGGCGUCUGUCUGUAUGGUACAACACCUUAGCAUUGGUCGGCGCAUAUGGAUUUGGCUCUGUUUUCUUCCAAUUAUUUGCGAGUUGCUAUGUAUGG